Messenger RNA from Zalophus californianus (California sea lion), 5819 nucleotides. It is a transcript of the gene NECTIN1, whose product is annotated as nectin cell adhesion molecule 1. The transcript is spliced from 6 exons. The record is from RefSeq and is a predicted model, not a curated record. Bases 540 to 2090 code for a protein of 516 amino acids. Gene Ontology annotation, cellular component: adherens junction. NCBI's taxonomy places the organism in Eukaryota, Metazoa, Chordata, Mammalia, Carnivora, Otariidae. Gene Ontology annotation, biological process: homophilic cell-cell adhesion; heterophilic cell-cell adhesion; protein localization to cell junction.
GGCUCGCCCUCCGCCCGCGGAGCCGCACCGCCCGAGCCGCCGAGCCGCGCGGCCGCCCGCCGCCUGGGCCCCGAGCCCACCGCGCCUCCCGCCCGCCGCCCUCGGAGGACGGCCGGCCAUGGACGCCUGCAAGUUGGAGCCGAGCGGGAGGGUGUGAGCGCGCCGGGGGCCGGGAGCCCGCGCAGCGCAGCGGGGCAGCCGGGCGCGCCGGGGGUGGGUCCCUCUCCCCAGCCGGGCUCUGCGUGGAAGAAGAGGGCGGGGACCGGCGCCGGGAGGAGAGCGGAGGAGGAGAAGGGGGCAUGACUCGUGCAACUUGCGGCGGGCAUCCACCGAGCCUCUGAGCCGCCGGCGGCCCGGGGCCGGGAUUGCGGCCGCGCCGAUCGCACCCAGCCCACCCCGCCCCGGACGACGGCUGCGGCUGACCUGGAUCCUCGGAGCGCCCGCCGGCCGGCAGCGAUCGGCCUUCGUCUUCCGGGCUGGUUUCUGGAGCGCGGGGAGCGCUCUCCUCGCGGCCCCUCUCGCCGGACCCCCGGACCCCGAUGGCUCGGAUGGGGCUUGCGGGCGCCGCUGGACGCUGGUGGGGACUCGCUCUCGGCUUGACCGCAUUCUUCCUCCCAGGCCCCCACGCCCAGGUGGUCCAGGUGAACGACUCCAUGUACGGUUUCAUCGGUACGGAUGUGGUGCUGCACUGCAGCUUUGCCAACCCGCUGCCCGGCGUGAAGAUCACCCAGGUCACGUGGCAGAAGGCCACCAAUGGCUCCAAGCAGAAUGUGGCCAUCUACAACCCAGCCAUGGGCGUCUCCGUGCUGGUCCCCUACCGCGAGCGCGUGGAAUUUCUGCGGCCCUCCUUCACCGACGGCACCAUCCGCCUCUCCCGCCUGGAGCUGGACGACGAGGGAGUCUACAUCUGCGAGUUCGCCACCUUCCCCGCCGGCAAUAGAGAAAGCCAGCUCAACCUCACCGUGAUGGCCAAACCCACCAACUGGGUAGAGGGUACCCAGGCAGUGCUUCGAGCCAAGAAGGGGCAGGACGACAAGGUCCUGGUGGCCACCUGCACCUCGGCCAAUGGGAAGCCUCCCAGCGUGGUGUCCUGGGAAACACGCCUGAAGGGCGAAGCGGAGUACCAGGAGAUCCGGAACCCCAACGGCACGGUGACUGUCAUCAGCCGCUACCGCCUGGUGCCCAGCCGGGAAGCCCACCAGCAGUCCCUGGCCUGCAUCGUCAACUACCACAUGGACCGCUUCCGGGAGAGCCUCACCCUCAACGUGCAGUAUGAGCCCGAGGUGACCAUCGAGGGGUUUGAUGGGAACUGGUACCUACAGCGAAUGGACGUGAAGCUCACGUGCAGAGCCGAUGCUAACCCCCCAGCCACCGAGUACCACUGGACCACGCUGAAUGGCUCUCUCCCCAAGGGCGUGGAGGCCCAGAACAGAACCCUCUUCUUCAGGGGGCCCAUCAACUAUAGCCUGGCAGGGACCUACGUGUGUGAGGCCACCAACCCCAUCGGCACGCGCUCGGGCCAGGUGGAGGUCAACAUCACAGAAUUCCCCUACACCCCGUCUCCUCCCGAACAUGGGCGGCGCGCAGGGCCGGUGCCCACGGCCAUCAUUGGGGGCGUGGCGGGGAGCAUCCUGCUGGUGGUGAUCGUGGUCGGAGGGAUCGUGGUGGCCCUGCGCCGGCGCCGGCACACCUUCAAGGGCGACUACAGCACCAAGAAGCAUGUGUACGGCAAUGGCUACAGCAAGGCGGGCAUCCCCCAGCACCACCCGCCCAUGGCCCAGAACCUGCAGUACCCGGACGACUCGGAUGAUGAGAAGAAGCCCGGGCCCCUGGGCGGGAGCAGCUAUGAGGAAGAGGAGGAGGAGGAGGGCGGCGGGGGGGGCGAGCGCAAGGUGGGCGGCCCCCACCCCAAAUACGACGAGGACGCCAAGCGGCCCUACUUCACCGUGGAUGAGGCGGAGGCCCGUCAGGACGGCUACGGGGACCGGACUCUGGGCUACCAGUAUGACCCCGAGCAGCUGGACUUGGCCGAGAACAUGGUUUCUCAGAACGACGGGUCUUUCAUUUCCAAGAAGGAGUGGUACGUGUAGCUGCCUCCCUCCAGAGCCUCUGUCUGCGCCCCUUUCUCCCCAGCCCCCACCCGCACGCCCCCUGCCCAUCCCCGUGCCCGCUCCUGCAGGAGCUCCACAGAGACUCACCCAGCUUCCCAAAGCCAGCCCCACACUCCUGGGGAGCGGGGAGCCCAGGACAGAUGCGACCUGGCUUGGUUUUGAUUUCCUCCCCGUCCCUGGCCCGCCCCAUGCUGUUGUGUUCACUGUGGGCUUUGGUGUUGCUGUUCCUUUCCUCCCUUGGCCCUCCGCCUGCCCUCUGUGCGGGGAGCCCUGUUCUCGUCUUGUGUACCUGGGCGCCCCUCCAGGGUUUGGGGAGCCAGCCCUCCCCCACCUCCCAACACUGGAAUCUGUUUGUGUCCUUUCCGGGGUGGAGGGCUGAGGGGGCUCCCAGGGGAAAAGCCCCACCCCAUCCCCAGAUGCUGCUCUUUUCCCAGGGAGAGGGAACCCAGUCCUCCCUGCCACGAGCAGCCGGGAGCUCGGACCCCCGGUCUAGACAGCCAUUGCACCCGAGAGGCAGGGAGGUACUUCUCCAAAGCACCCAGGGUCGUCUUGUUACGUGAAUGGAGUUGAGGUCCCCACCCAGGGCCUUGGGCAGUGUGUUUUCCCGGUGAGGUUGGUUUUACAUUUUUUUUCCUCAUUGGCCAACGGAGAGUGAAGUUGGCCCAGCUCUGGUGUGUCUCUCCUCUUGACCCCUAUCUGCUCCCCACACACUGGGGCUCCGGGUGGACUCUGGCCCACGCUUCCCAUAUGCCUCUACCAACACAUGACGCAGACACCUACAUGCACACUCACCACUCAUGUCCACCCCUCGUUCCCCUGGGGUCACAUGCCCUUGCAGGCUGGACACCGCCGGGGCCCACCCCUCUCUGCUCCACCUCUCCCCCUCCCAGCUGAGGAUGGGGACACCUUCAGAAGUUUCCGGGGACAGCUGAGACCAGAGCCCCCUGGAGCCUCUAUCCUAGGAGCUCAGGCUGGCCCUAAAAUGCUUCUUUCGGCAGGGGAGUUUCUCAGACUUCUCCCUUAUCUGUCAAGUGCUAGCUUGAUUCUCCUGGGGAGUCAGGGCUGGGGUCCCUAGGAUGUCCUGGUGUCAGAGGUGACUGAGUACCACCACAGAGGGCAAUGCGGAAGGGAGUCAACGGUAGAAGUUUUGCAAAUACAGAUGCUGAAGAGUGCAGCUGGUACCCCACCCUCCAAGGCCAAUGCAGAUGUUCUGGGCUUGCCAGAAAGUACAGGGGCAGUAGGGUAGCCAGGAAUCCUGAUUCAGAAGCCCUUGCCCGCCACUCUCCACUCCUGGCUCAGCUAUACCUGGUCUCCAUUCUGGGAGGGGGAGGGAGUGGGGGAUCCUUGGGAAAGCUUUCCCUUUGAGUUACAGAUUCCCUCCUUGAAUGGGGCUCUGGAUUCCCAUCAGUCACCCAGGACGAGGGCUUCCUGUCUGUACAGUGGGGGAAAGGCCCCUCCCAGCCCUCUCCAGUCCCCCCAGUUCAAAGUGCCUCAGUUCCUCCAUCUGCUCACCCUGGUCCCCCCAGCUCUCUAGAUAGGAAAGACCCUGGGAUGGGAGAGGCAGGCUUAUGCCUGCCCAUUAGGGUUCCAGUUAACUCAGCCCAGGCUGUCAGGGGCUCUGUGGGAUGGCAAGUGUUGGGGGGGGGAAGGGAAGCAGACCACUCUGUGCCCCACGGGCACUGACCUACCUGCCAUAGGCUUCCCAAGGGAGCCCCAGCCCCCAGCCACCACCACCCCGCUCCCCUCCCUGGUGCUGCUAUUGAACCCCCAGCCAGCCCUGUCUCUGCCCUGGCGACCCUGGGCCCACCAGCUGGGCCACCCUCACCCGGCCCCCACUGCCCUCGCCCCAGCCCUGGCUGCCCAGUAGCCACGUAGCAGAAGUCUGAAGCCAUGCCAGCCCUGGGGCAGCUCUCCUCUCUUGGCAUUAGGGAUGCUGGAUGGGGUGGAGUUGGGGAAGAACAUGCUGGGGUCUUUCUUGCUGCAGGGCAGAGGCGGGCAGAGGAGUUGGGCUGCUUCUCCUAGCAGUAUUAGUGUUCCCCCAGGGCAGAGGACCUUUUCCAUGUUACAUCACUGCCCCAUCCCAUCUCACGGCACUCUGGCCCUUCUGUCCGGUCUCCUGGCCCCCAGGCAGGAGGAAAUCCCGGAGGCAUUCUCUGUCUUCUUGAAACCAUGAAACUGAAAGAACUCUUCCCCGUGUCUCCCUUAUCCUACACUACCACCCCCUAUUCCUCAUUAUAUGAUGUACUUAGGAGGGCCCCUGGGCCCAGCCAAAGCACUGAGUCCCCCUUAAGACACCUCCAUACCCUUCCCCCAAGCAAAGCACAAACUGGGACCCAUGCCACAUGCAUGGGCCAUGUGGGAGGCUCCUGCCUGUCCGAGAACCCUGCAGCACACCCAGCAGGGCAGUUGCUACUCGGGGGCCGAAGGUAGGCAUGAGGCAGGCAGGGGUCCACACUCAGGCCUGGAAAGGUGGGGUUUUCCGUGCCCCAAGUCUGCGGGAAGGUGGGCCCUGCUGCUGGGCGCCCCCAUAGCCCACUGGCAAAGGGGAGGUCUGGCCCAGCAGAGAGAUGAGGACGUUCCGCUUCUCCUUCAUGCCCCCAGCCUGAGCUGAGCUUCUGCCUUUGCUGGAAAUGAAAUAAACUUGGUAUUCCUUGUGCCAAGGCAUCCCCCAGUUGUCACCCUGCCUCUUGUUACCCUCCCUGUUCUUGCCCCCCCUCCCCUAACCUCCCCCAUUUCUUUAAGAUUUUGAUAAUGUUCUAAUGUGUAAACAAACCAUCUGAGUCCCCUUCCAUCAGAAGGAGCUGAAAAGCAGCAGCGUGGGAUCGGUGAUCACGAGCAGGCACGCACAGCCACGUCAGGCCCAGUCCACACGCACGCGGGGCACACGCCCCUCCAACAGACCCAAGCACAGGUGCCCCGGCGCAGGCACAGGUGCGCAUGCGCAGCCUCGGGAGGGGGGGCUGGGCUGAUCCUGCUGAAAGCCCCACGGGGAGAGGUGAAUUCCCAGCGCUCAGGCCAUUAGAGAGACUCACGGGGGCCUCGUUUCCCCGGGCGUGUGCCCCCUCUGCCAGCCCCCUCCCACGUGCCCCAGCCACUGGUGCAAUAAUUUUUUCUGCCAUCCUCCAAGCAGAGGAAUCGGGAAUCGGGAAUCGUGUUAGGUGGAUGAGGCCCGGGAGGAGGAGGGUGCUCACAGGCCUCCAGGGCCCCAGACGGACCUCUCCACCAGGAGCCCGCGCCCACCAAGGAGCAGGCGGGACCCUCCCAGGCCCCCGCGCCUACAGAGAGCCCUUCUCUGGCCUCGGGCGCCCCGGGGGGGAGCAGGCCCUGAGAGGGCCCCUGGGGCCUCUCGCUGCUACUGUCCCACUGGAAGGCCAGAGGCACCCCUGCUCCAGGUGCUACUGCUCUCCGACUCCUGCUGUGAGGAACAGGAUUCUGGGCCGGAAAACAGUGGUUUCCUCUUUUUGUAUAAAACGGUAACAAAAUCCAGGAGAAGCUGCCACCCCUCACCUCUGAGUGCGCCGCGCUACCUUGCCUUCAGUUUCUUCGUCAUGGUUUCGUCUUUGGUCCCAGGGACGGCCCAGCAGGUUCUCCUGGUUCGGAACCGGGGGGUGUUUGCAUCACCCCCUUUUACUUGUAUAAAAAAAAAAUGAUGGGUUGAAAAAUGUACUGAGGAAAAAAAAUGUACUUUUUUAUAAAUAAAGUGUUUAA